This is a messenger RNA of Fusarium odoratissimum NRRL 54006, 2233 nucleotides long. RefSeq lists its product as uncharacterized. Bases 376 to 1761 code for a protein of 461 amino acids. The transcript is spliced from 3 exons. The record is from RefSeq and is a predicted model, not a curated record. Lineage: Eukaryota; Fungi; Ascomycota; Sordariomycetes; Hypocreales; Nectriaceae.
GCCAAACUCUACCAACAGUUUCUUCGCUUAUGGGCGUGCAAACGCAGCCUCGUUUGCCUGAAACUCUACAAGGGUUUGUUUAUCUUCUUGUCUUUUUUCCCUCUGCAAUUUAGUCUUGUUACACAGAGCGGUGAUGAAUCGGAGCUCGGCUUCAGUUUUCCCGACACAUGGCUCCCAGCAACCUUACGGACCAACAACUGUUUGCUCUUGCCAUGAGCCGACAGGCCCAGAGCCUGAUUCAUUUUUUCCCUCCUUCAUCGCGCCCCUCACUUCUCUCUUCGCGUCAAAGGGGCGCGCCUAUAUCUUCGAGACAUUUCCCCACCGUUGCCGCCGACUCCUCUCGACCUACAACACGAAUUUCGCACCAUACAUGCCAUGAAUGCAAACCACGGCGAGGCACCAGCCUCUUACGAUGACAUUGGGGUCGGUGACGCAAAUCCAGAGGUGCAAAAAUGCGUCAAUCGGAUCUACAAGGCAUCUGGGAAAUAUCCCUGGGACUGGCUGCCACGCGAUUACGUUCCCAAGGUCGCCGCUUGGGGGACCAACUCCGCGCUGAACCUUGCCCUUGCCGUUGAAGCUGUUCACGCCCAUGGAUCAACGGUUACCAUGGACGAAUUGCGCGAUUUCCUGGUACGAAAGGCCAAGGAGCGCCAGGAAUUGAGCAAGAAUGGCAAGCCAGUCAAACCUACCAUGAACUCGGAUUGCGUGAAGGCUAGAAAGUGGAUUGAAGACAACAUGGUCAACUCACAAAGCACAUCGAAACAUAACAAGCUCAAACGGUCGGGUCGUGAUGCUGCCUUUAGGCAAGCGAGGCCGAAAACAUGGCGCACGCUCACUAUAGCUUACAAGAAGCAGCCCCAGGACAAGCUUGACGACGAUGAUGAAGACGAAACAUUCCCAGAAUUUCCCUACGAUAGAGAAAUGAGUGUUCUCAGCGAUAUCAGCAACGUAAGCAGUGCAAUCGGUCCAUCCGAUCGUUGCCAGCCUUCCCUUCCUCCACCGCCCGAUCGGACUUCGACUCAUAAGCGGAACAUGCCUCCUCCACCCUCGCCACUCCCCGAGAAACGCUUGCGACAGGUCGAACAAUUCGUAUCGAGCAAUAUCGAUGACUUCAAGGAAGCAUCCAGGACAUUCAACCCCGAGGAAGAAGCUUGUCUCAAUCAAGGUGAAUCCGUUCAGCUCUACGGUUUCAAUAAAGUCCUACGCGCAAUAUGCGAAAGGAUUGAAGAUGCUGAAUUCCGGAGCAGCAUAUACGGGCAGGAGGUUCAUAACACCCGACGCAACUUAGCUUCAAUCAACAUGGGAGAAGUCAGGCACGUUCUCCAAAAGGCCACGAGAGACCGAGACGAAAAACGAGAGGAACUCAGGCAGUUACAGGAAGAAUUAAAUAGCUUUACCACGAUGAUCGACAACCAGGGGGGGAAGUGUUCAGAGACGCUGCGUGCCAUGUAUGACGGCUUUAUCCGGAACUGUGAAAACGCGAAAAAGAAGCUUGAAAAUGUUGAAGACACUUUGAAAGCAAUGGAAGAAGAAAUCCAGAAGAACCGCCGGCAAUACCAAGAUGGACAAGAUAAGAUCGCGUCUUUAGAGAAGGACAUUGCCAAAGAAGAAGAGGUCAUCAAGUGGGAGACAAGGAAAAAGAUAACACUCGAGACGCUCCGAUGUUAUGUGGAGAUGAGGGAGAAACUUAUGUCUGCUUCCGACGAAGUGUUGCGCGCAGAGCGCGAUGCAGCCGUGAAAAAGCUCGAGAGUCUCUCGUAGCACGAAUUUGGUUGCUACAGAACCUGGCGAGGUCCGGAGUAUCGGUUCGAGCAUUGUUACUGUUUGGUUGUAACAGCAACUGAGGAAGUCUGGAGUUUGUUCAAGCAUUAUUAUUGGGUUCAUGUUCUUCUUUCGAGAGCGAUUACAUUGUCAAAGGCUUUAUGUGGCGAAUGGUUGGUAAUGACAAAGGGACUUGGUAGCUCAUUUUGAGAUGGCGAAUAACUUGAAUUAUAGCUAGAAUCAAGUGCAAACGUGGGUAUCGACUUGAUAAUAACAAGGAAACAUCAAACCCUUGCCUUCCUGAGGCCUUCUUGUCUCACCACCUGUCCUAGAUGGUUGGUCGUGAGACCUGAGUUCUUCAUGGAGGGACAAUAACCUCGAAUCCAUCUUGGAUAACCUCUCCUCCAAAAUUCUCUCGAUAACCCGCUCCUCAAACACCGCAACAUCAUCAAAAGAGUCAGAUUCUUCCUCA